AUGAAGACCUUGUUUUUGGAGCGGUAUUUUCCAGCGUCUAAAGUGGGGAGUAUAAGGAAAGAAAUUUGUGGCAUCAGGCAGGCUGUGGGAGAAUCACUCUAUGAUUACUGGGAGCGCUUUAAGCGGUUGUGUGCUAGUUGUCCUCACCAUCAGAUCAGUGAGCAACUAUUGAUUCAAUAUUUCUAUGAGGGAUUACUGCCGUUGGACAGAAGUAUGAUUGAUGCAGCCAGUGGAGGGGCACUAGUGGACAAGACUCCUGCAGCAGCCAGGAGCUUGAUUUCUAAUAUGGCAGCUAAUUCCCAACAGUUUGGUACUCGCCAGGAGCAUAUGUCAUCUUCAAGAAGGGUUAACGAGGUGCAAACUACUGUUGAUAAUCAACUUGGUCAGCAGAUAGCUCAACUGACUUCAGUGGUACAACAAUUAGCUUUGGGCCAACAGGUGCGGCCAUGUGGAAUCUGUCAAGUAGUGGGGCACCCUACUGAUACGUGCCCCAUUCUAGUAGAGGGAGAAACUGAGGGUGUUAACGCUGUAGGAAAUUUUCCUGGUCAAUUACGUCAGAUGUAUUAUGAACCAUUUUCACAAACCUAUAAUCCUGGCUGGCGUGAUCAUCCAAACCUUCGAUAUGGGAAUCAACAACAACUAGCUCCACAACCAACAGCAGCAAGACCACCUGGUUUCACUACACAACAGAGGUCUCAAAAUAAUUAUGUACCUAGACCAUCACAACCACCGCAGGCUGCUCCACCACCAAAUGCUAAACCUUCUACUGAGGAUUUAAUCAAUGCCCUUGCCACAAAUACUCUUCAAUUUCAGCAAACCACCCAAGCUUCCAUCAAGAGUUUGGAGAAUCAGGUGGGACAAUUAGCGGCAUCAUAUAACCGGUUGGAGGCUCAUCUGUCAAAUAAAUUGCCUUCACAACCUGAGAUGAAUCCCAAAGAGAAUGCUAGUGCAGUAACUUUGCGUAGUGGGACGCAAUAUGAUCCACCUAAUCCUCCAAUGCCCAGUAAAUUGUCAUCCAAGCCCCAAGUUGAUUGCUCAGUUAAUGAAGAUGUUCCUCCAAAGCCAACCACCCCUACACAACUCAGCCCUAAGCCUACUAUUGUCAUUCUACCUCCAUUCCCAAGCAGACUGAAAAAGACUAAAAAGGAAGAGGUUGACAAGGAGAUUCUUGAUACAUUCCGAAAGGUAGAAGUGAAUAUUCCUCUUCUUGACGCUAUUAAACAAGUGCCGCGCUAUGCCAAGUUUCUGAAAGAGUUGUGCACUAAUAAGCGUAAGUUGAGGGGUAAUGAAAAAGUUAGUGUGGGGGAGAAUGUUUCCGCAGUUCUACAAAAGAAGCUUCCACCAAAGUGUAAGGAUCCUGGUACUUUUACUAUCCAUUGCACUAUUGGGAAUAAAAGAAUUGAGCGGUGGGUGAUUAUUCAACUUGCUGAUAGGUCGAAUGCUUAUCCCAGGGGUGUAAUAGAAGAUGUUUUAGUUCAAGUAAAUGAAUUGGUGUUUCCGGCUGAUUUUUAUGUUCUCGAUAUGGAAGAUGAAUCUAUUCCAUGCUCCACUCCAAUUUUGUUGGGGAGACCAUUCAUGAAGACUACAAGAACUAAGAUUGAUGUGCAUGACGGUACGUUGACCAUGGAAUUUGAUGGGGAGACCAUUCGAUUUAAUAUUUUUGAGGCUAUGAGGUAUCCAAGUGAUGUACAUGCUGUUUACUCUCUUGAUGUGUUGGAUAGUCUUUCUCAACGAGUUUUAGAUUUGCAUAGUGAAGAUGAUUUGGAGGUUGUGUUGAGAGAGCAUCUUGUGUUGACCGAUGAAGAUUUGUCUCAUGAGAUCAUGGAUGUCAUAAUCACACUCAAUAGUGGUUUUGACAAGACUUUUAAGAAUGUUGCAUUUCUUAAUUUGCCGAUUUCUAAUGAGAAAUUGUAG
Humulus lupulus (European hop) is the source of this 1914-nucleotide messenger RNA. RefSeq lists its product as uncharacterized. Bases 1 to 1914 code for a protein of 637 amino acids. The transcript has 2 exons. Lineage: Eukaryota; Viridiplantae; Streptophyta; Magnoliopsida; Rosales; Cannabaceae. The record is from RefSeq and is a predicted model, not a curated record.